Zalophus californianus (California sea lion) is the source of this 3031-nucleotide messenger RNA. It is a transcript of the gene SDHAF2, whose product is annotated as succinate dehydrogenase complex assembly factor 2. The record is from RefSeq and is a predicted model, not a curated record. Gene Ontology annotation, biological process: tricarboxylic acid cycle; protein-FAD linkage; mitochondrial respiratory chain complex II assembly. Lineage: Eukaryota; Metazoa; Chordata; Mammalia; Carnivora; Otariidae. Gene Ontology annotation, cellular component: mitochondrion. Bases 134 to 598 code for a protein of 154 amino acids. The transcript has 4 exons.
GAAUUUUAAAGGAAUAUAAAGGAAGGAGAAAAUAUUUCUGCUGGAGAAUUUCCGGAAAGGUACUAGUUAAGAGCACAUUUGCAGUUAGGGUUGGGUUCCAAUCCUAACUGCAGGGACUAUUUGGGUGACCUUGAUGCUUGCUCUGUCAAGGCGCCAUCUAGUGUCUCCUUUGCUCAGCACAUCAUCUUUCGGCCGUUUCUACAGAGGUGAUAGCCCAACAGAUUCCCAAAAAGACAUGAUUGAAAUCCCUUUGCCUCCAUGGCAGGAGCGAACUGAUGAGUCCAUAGAAACCAAAAGAGCCCGGCUGCUCUAUGAGAGCAGAAAGAGGGGAAUGUUGGAAAACUGUAUUCUGCUUAGCCUCUUUGCUAAAGAAUAUCUGCACCACAUGACUGAGAAACAGCUGAACCUCUAUGAUCGUCUGAUUAAUGAGCCCAGUAAUGACUGGGAUAUUUACUACUGGGCCACAGAAGCAAAACCGGCCCCAGAAAUAUUUGAAAAUGAAGUCAUGGCCCUGCUGAGAGACUUUGCUAAAAACAAAAACAAAGAGCAGAGACUGCGUGCCCCAGAUCUGGAAUACCUCUUCGAAAAGCCACAUUGAGCUGUGCACCACUGCCUGCCCUGGGGGCUCAGUCCACGGACCCUAACUUAGGAUAGACACUGGCCUCGACUUCCUGCUUCCCCUGAGACACUCAGCCUUCCCAGACUGUUUGUCUUGCUUCAAUUGAGGGACCCAUCUCUCAGGACGUGUAAAUACUGGGUGUGACUCAUUCUAAAACUUUGUUGGUUCACUUUUAAGCCUAAAAGCGGUUGCUGGUGUUGCCAGCACUCUGGCCUGUUUCUCUGCCACAGGAGGGCAGUGUCGGGGAAGGGAUGGUGCUGGCUCGUUGCUUUAGCCCGAAGUGUGUGUUCAGUGCAAAGAGGCAGCCAGCUGCAGGGGCUGGGUGGCAAGCUUCCCCGAGCAGCCCAGGGCUUUAUUCAAGUGAAAUCCCUCCCCCCCACCCCACCUUUCCCACCCAGUAGGGUCCUUCCUGCCAGGGCAGCAGACCCAAGCCCCCUGAGCUGAGUCAGAGACACGGCAGGCAGAAGGAGGGCGGCAGGCAGGGAUGUGUGGGCAUGCUACUGACGAGUCCACAUCCUCCUCAUCAGGUUUCCUCUAGAACGUUCACUCUGUAAACUGAAAGAUAAUUAAAUAUUAAAGAAUAUUUUAUGAAGGAAAAACCACAGUUCCCGGCCCUCACACAAUUAUUUUAAUUCUGUCCUCACAUAAUCCAUAGUCAUUUGUCUCCAGAGUUAUACAAGGUGACAACCACAGGGUUUAUCCCCAUGUGGCAUGAUGGCAAGCUUUUUCUGUAUUUCUGCAGUCUUCCCCAUCACUGUAGUUGACAAAUUGACAACACAUAAGCAAUAACAUCUUGGAAUCGGUUGAAAGAGCUGAGCUCCGGGACCGGAAGACUAAUGUGUUUGGCUAGCAGUGGUCUCCCUGGAGGGAUUUUGCCCUCAGAUCUGUAAUCCAGUCAGAGCUGUCAUCACCCGGGCUGGGCCAGGACCAUCCGAGGGUGUGGACCUCAGAAGGCAGUCUGGGAUGGAUGAGCACGGGGUUGGUGAUCACAGGAGAUGCACGCAGAGAGGAAGCGCCUGCUUCCAGCAUUCUGGAGAGCCGCCUCCUGGUCCUCCCUGCCCCUCGGUGUUCCCCGCUAAGGAGAGGAGAGAAGAGAACUAGGCUUUACUUACACGACCCUGUGAAAGCCUCACAGCACCCCUAUGGACAAGUGGUGUUAUGCUGAUUUCGUAGAUGAGAAAGUGGGCUCAGAGAGCACUUUGUCCGAGGUCAAGUAGCUAUUUAGUCAGAAAGUGACAAUCUCCUUUAGUUCUGCCUGCAAAGUGUAUGAACUUUCUACUAGACCACUCUUCACUGGUGGAAACUUAGUAGGAAUUCAUGCUUUGGAAAGUCAGGGCAAAAGACAUGAUCAUUCUGAGACAGUGAACCUGUGUGUCACGAAGGGGGCAGGCAGCUGCCAGGUGCUUCCCAAAGUAAGCCCGUGGCUCCCCAGGGCAGCUCGCGUAAGUGACAGAGCAGUGUCGGCACUGGUUUCAAGUUCAGAUCUCGGUUCCGCUGCUCAUUUGCUGGCUGAGUGCAUCGCCCUGAGCCCCCGUUUCCUCAUCCACAAAAUGGGGGUGAUGACUCUCCUUAUCUUAGCUGAUUGUAAAUUUCAGAUGAGAAGAGAAAAAGCUCACAAAGCUCUUCAUUGGCCCCCAGCACACUCAGCUCUCCGUAGAUAUUAGGUGUCAAUGCUUGGUCGAGGCCCCAGCCUGAAACUUAAAAGCCACCUCCUAACACCAGUCGCCUGGCAUGUCACUGAGGUCACCAGAACUUGUGUGGGGCAGGCUCCUGUGCAGGUGGGAAAGCCAAGCCCGCUAGAGAACCACGGGGGUGUCUUAGCAGCCAGGGGAGACAGAAGACACCCUGGGGGCGAGAAGCAGGCGUCAGAGUGACAGCUGGGAGUCAGAAGCAGGGCUCUCUAGAGGACAUCCCCCGGGACUUCCCGCAGACUCUGGCCACUUGGGGACUCGUUUGAUGUGCUGGGCAGAGGGCGUUAGGCAGCCAGAGAGUGUGGAGUGAGCUGGAGUGUGAGAUGUGCACACAAGCUGGGCAGCGACUUGCCCAUCCAUUCUGGAUGCUCCCGCGCCCCACCCUGACGGCCUAGUGGGCAGCUUGGGCCUUUUCCCCCCCGGGGGUUCGAGGUCUCCUGACCCUGAUUUUGUCUCAUUUAACAUGAUGUUCAACUGUUGCCACUGUCACCUGGGACUGGCGUGCUUCUAAAGAACUGUUUUCCUCCCAGGCUGCUGGCUUGUGUCACCUCAGAAAGUGAAGGAUCUUGCUAACUUCAGCUGCUCAGUGUCAGACCCAGGGGUGCUAUGUAAACAGUUUUUCCCUUUAUUAGGCAUUAACUAAAACUAGGCUGGCCCACAGUGCAAUUUUUUUAAAGAUUUUAUUUAUUUAUUAGAGAGAGAGAAUGAGAGAUAGAGAGCA